GCGUGUGCAGCGGUUGCCGUGGAGACCAGAGAAGCGUUGGGCCGCCAACUAGGGGCCACAGCGAUCCCGAAGAACCGGGCUCCCACUGCUACGGGGUGUUCGGUGUUUCCGAAAUAAACAUGCACCCCGAGGCCUCAGAGCCUGUGGUGGACGGGGUAGCGGAGCAAGAGUGCGCGCAGGAGCCUGGUGUGGAGGAGUCGACUGGUGACCACGGGAACGCAGGCGAAGGUGGCCGCAAGGAAGAAAUGAAUGAUCCUAAGGAAACGUGUGUGGGUCCUUCGAACGCUUCCUGCCUCAGUGAGCAGAAGCAGAGUGGCGACAGCCGGUCAGGCGGUCGCUUAGCACAGCAAACAGCCGACAAGGAAGAUCGCGGCGCCAGAAUGACUAAAAAGUUUCUGCAAAAGCUUUGCAAGCAGCACAAGCUUUACAUUACCCCAGCACUGAAUGAUACGCUGUAUUUGCACUAUAAAGGCUUUGACCGCAUCGAGAAUCUAGAAGAGUACACGGGGCUGCGCUGCCUCUGGCUGGAGUGCAACGGCAUCCAGAAAAUCGAGAAUCUCGAGGCCCAGACGGAACUGCGCUGCCUCUUCUUACAAGUGAACUUGCUCCAUAAGAUCGAGAACCUAGAACCUCUGCAGAAACUGGAUGCUCUCAACAUCAGCAACAACUACAUUAAGACCAUUGAAAACCUCUCCUGCCUGCCAGUCCUGAACACACUCCAGAUGGCGCACAACCACUUAGAGACUGUGGAGGACAUUCAGCAUCUCAGGGAGUGUGCCAGACUCUGCGUCCUUGACCUUUCCCACAACAAGCUGAGCGACCCCGAGAUCCUGAGAGUUCUUGAGAGCAUGCCUGACUUGCGUGUGCUGAAUCUGAUGGGGAACCCGGUGAUUAAGAACAUCCCCAACUACCGAAGGACACUCACCAUCCGGCUAAAACACUUAACAUACCUGGAUGACAGACCAGUUUUUCCCAAGGACAGAGCUUGCGCAGAGGCCUGGGCCCGGGGAGGGUAUGCAGCUGAGAAGGAGGAGAGACAGCAGUGGGAGAUGAGAGAGCGGAAGAAGAUCACGGACAGCAUCGAGGCCCUGGCGGCCCUUAGGCGCCAGGCGGAGGAGAGGAAGCAGCAGAGAGCGAGCCAGGAGCGAGGGGAGGAGCCCACGCCAGCCGGUGCUGGGGACGUGGACGCCGAAGUGGAAGGAGAGGAAGAGCCUCAGGAAAAGAAGGAUACGAGGCAGAAGAUAGAGCAGUUUGUCAAGGAGAGCUUCGAGGCCAAGGAUGAGCUGUUCCCGGAGAAGCCAGAAGAGCCGAGCCUCCUGGAGGAGCUGCCUCUGGAUGUGGGGGAGCCGAAGGUCGUGCUCCCCCCUGAGGCCCUGCCAGCGAGCCCCAGAGCUGCCUGGGCAGAAUUGGCUCCCCAAACUGUGGCCACUGAAAGUGCAUCAGGCACAGAGCCCGAUGGAGCUGAAAAUCUGGAGGCCACAAGACUGGAGACAAAGGAGCAGCUCUUCAUCGACACGGGGAAACCGAGAAACAGAGUAGAGCACCUUGCCCAAGGCUACACAGCCAGACAAUGGUGGAGCAGGAACAGCCACCCAGGCAGGCUGGCUCUGGAGUCCAGGCAUCUGACUGCCUCACAAGCAGGUUGGGGUGCUACAGAUGAAGAUACCCCAAGACACAAAACAGGAAAGCGCCGCCUCCCCACCCCAGUUUUGGGAAAGGUUCGAAAGAGACUCACUUUGUGCCAGGACCUGCCCGACUUGGAAGAUGUGAAUGCCGGUGAAUCUCUGGGCGACCGGGAUAGGGAGCAGUGCUUUCCAAAGAUUACAGCCAUCUCGAGCCUGAGCGACGCCAGCGAGCCUGACAUGGAUGACAUCUCACUCCUAGCACUGGAAAACACAUCCUCGGACACGCUUUCCAGUAUAUUUGCAGUCCCCAAGGAUACCUCCUGGAGGGUGGAGACCGAGACGCCCUUCACAGACAUACUUAAAGUGGCACCAGAGAGGGACCUGGAAACCCAAAGGAGAGCGAGUGAGGUCCCUCGCCCGCUAAUUCAGGAGUUGGGCGAUGACGAGGAGCCCUCAGGACUGCCACCCCUGCCCCCAGUCUGCGAGGGGGAAGCCAUGCCUGCCCCAUGCACUGAGGACAGCGAUGGAGACCGGCUUCCAGCCCCCGCUCCAGGAAACGGCCCAGAGAAGGAUGAAGUCCAGUCUGAGGUGGAGCCCGAGGAGCGCCUGGGGUCCGAGGCAGGAGAAGACCGGGAGGACAUUGAAUUUGGCCUGGACUGAGCCUCUGCUCUUGUACCAGCAGGCACGGGCCCAGGCCUGACUCCUCAGCAGGGGUGGGUCACCCUUUCGCUUGGGCUCCCCUUCCCUUCCGAGAGCUGCGGUUGCCAAGGGCAUGGGCCCCAGUUCCCUUCUCCCAUGGGCACAGCUCUGUGCUCCCCGCGUUGCAAGCCUCUCACAAGCCCGGUCACUUGCAGGGGAAACCAUGUCACGGUAUAAACAUUUUAGCAUCCA
Molecule: messenger RNA, 2516 nt
Organism: Bubalus bubalis (water buffalo)
Lineage: Eukaryota; Metazoa; Chordata; Mammalia; Artiodactyla; Bovidae
Gene: DNAAF1
Product: dynein axonemal assembly factor 1
Exons: 13
Coding region: 120-2285 (721 amino acids)
Biological process (GO): cilium assembly
Cellular component (GO): axoneme
Molecular function (GO): dynein complex binding; protein binding
Source: RefSeq, a predicted model, not a curated record